AUGUUUAGUGGACAUACCGCAAAUAUUGUACUUUGUGCUUGUAUGUGGUAUCAAUAUUCAGAUUCUGCUCCAAUAUUUAAAUUAGAUUGUUUAAGUUCUUGGCCAAUUAACUCUCCAACAGGAUAUCCAUUACGUUUUACAGUUACAAAGGCUUUUGGGUGGAUUAUUUGUAUUGGUGGGAUUUUAUUAUUUUGUGUGACGCACCUUCAUUAUUUUGUUGAUAUUUAUAUUGGAUGUAUUGUUGCAUUCCUCUUAUUCAAACUUUACCAUAAUUACAUACUAACCAUAUAUACAAGAAAUAAUAUUUUUAAUGCUUUUUUACGUUGGUUUGAGCAAGAUGCACCAGAUAUUCCUAGAGAAGUUCUUCCAAUUUAUAAUUCCCAUUUUGAAUAA
Entamoeba dispar SAW760 is the source of this 393-nucleotide messenger RNA. RefSeq lists its product as uncharacterized. NCBI's taxonomy places the organism in Eukaryota, Evosea, Mastigamoebida, Endamoebidae. Gene Ontology annotation, molecular function: sphingomyelin synthase activity; ceramide cholinephosphotransferase activity. The record is from RefSeq and is a predicted model, not a curated record. The coding region runs from base 1 to 393 and encodes 130 amino acids. Gene Ontology annotation, biological process: ceramide biosynthetic process. The transcript has a single exon. Gene Ontology annotation, cellular component: Golgi membrane; endoplasmic reticulum membrane.